AUCCAGCCUGUUGCCUGUCCUUGCCCUUCUAGGAGAGAAAGCAGUAGCGCGACCAUACCAAACGACAGAACUCUCACAGCGCGCUGCCGGAGAUGUGAACUUUUACCUUCCGCUAGACAAGCGGUUGGACACUCCGAGAUGGUGCAUCAUGCUGAGCACCAGGUUAACCGUGAUGCAAGCCGCUCCAGAGUACAAGGCCGAGAUCUUGUUCGCCGGCGCAGCGUAUGGUCUCAGCGGCCUCACAGCGUACGACGUCUGCACGCAUCUUCCCGGCAACAACGACUGCUCGCGGUUCGCCUACCUUGUUGCCGACGUCGUUACUGUGAUCGCAGAAGGGGUUGCACACCGCAAGGACUUGCCCCUUUAUGGAAACGAGAAAGCUAAAGGAUGAGCUCAAAAGCCGUGAUCUAUUCCAACGAAGCUUUGAAGAUAGACUCCUCUUGCAUGGGCGGGACUUCGAAGCCGUGAACGUUAUGCCCAUAGCUUCCCGAGACGAAACCAGCGAGCCGUCGGCGACUAAGCUCCAAGUCCUCGGUUUGCGCCAUGAAAACGGGGACGUAGCCGAUCACGAGUUGCACAUGCGUUCCGACGUGACAGGUGUAGCUCGACUCUCAGUCCCUUCCCGGUCGGCGGAUGGCACACUGGAGCGACGAGGUUCUGGGUACGACUUCUUGGUCUCGUACAAGGCAUACAAGUAUGACAUGAGCACCCAGCCAAACGAGAAUGGCAUCAAGGCAGUUGCAGACGCCAUCGGCAAGGACUGGGCCAGUAGGAUGACCGACCAUAAAGAUUGGGCUAACUACAUUGCCGCGGCGCAAUUCGGAUCGCAAUGGAGGAUCAACUUUGACAUUAUUCCCGAGUCGGGUGACAACUGGAGCGAGAACGCCCAAAGCCAAAAUGUCUGCGGAAAUGCCGAGCACAACUUCUAAGUGAGGAGAUAUCCCUGCACAAUACUCUGUUACUUCAUUAGGUUAGCUAGAUGUUGAGUGGAAUGCAUGAUUCGUAUAACUAGUUGUCUUAAGAACUCAGCUCUUACGCGACAAUUUGAGUCUUGCGCAUAUGUCACCAACGAAAUGUAUUAUAACAAAUACUACGUGUAUCCAAGUUAUUGUAGUAAAUAAAAUGAGAAGAUCAACCAAGAAUAGAAUGGCUAUGUAACUCUUA
Daldinia loculata is the source of this 1164-nucleotide messenger RNA. RefSeq lists its product as uncharacterized. The record is from RefSeq and is a predicted model, not a curated record. The transcript is spliced from 2 exons. NCBI's taxonomy places the organism in Eukaryota, Fungi, Ascomycota, Sordariomycetes, Xylariales, Hypoxylaceae. The coding region runs from base 366 to 929 and encodes 187 amino acids.